UUGCCAUGGUGAGGAGCGGCGGCGAGCGAUGGCCGACGUUCAGCUGCCGGCCGAUGCCGGGCCCAAGCUGGAGCCGGAGGCCGAGGCCGAGGCCGACUCUCGCUCCCUCUACACCGUGUUCGCCGGGUCCUCGCCGGAGGACGUUGCCUACGCCAAAGUGUUCUGGAGCUCGCUGUCGCUGCAGCCGCCACUCGAGUCCCGUCUGGUGUCUGGAGACAUCAAGCAGCGGCUGAAGGCGGCGCCGCCCGCAGGGUGCAAGCCCUCCAAAGAUCAAUGUUGUCACUGUCAUCCGAGCGAGGCAGACAUCAAAUCCAAGCAGCUACUGAUUGAAGCCUACAUGCAUGAGAAAGAAGAUGAAAAAGCAAGAUAUUUGGAGAAAGCACAGAAACGAAUAGAGAUCUUGGAUUUAAUCAAGAAACAAAAGGAGGAAAGAAUAAAGAAAGAACUAGUGGCUCUUCCAUACAAACCAAAGAAAAUCAUGCAAUCGCAACCAGAGCCUGCCAGUCCAGAUUUCAGCAACGAGGCUCAGGAGACUUACCAAGCCCUGAGGCAGUUUGACUGAAUAUCAAGAAAAUCCUUUGGAAACACAGAAACCUUUGUGAAAAGAUGAAUAACUUACUUGGAGUCAAUAAAUUGUUGUUUCUUUAACCUA
This is a messenger RNA of Leucoraja erinaceus (little skate), 652 nucleotides long. RefSeq names its product HOATZ cilia and flagella associated protein (gene hoatz). NCBI's taxonomy places the organism in Eukaryota, Metazoa, Chordata, Chondrichthyes, Rajiformes, Rajidae. The record is from RefSeq and is a predicted model, not a curated record. Bases 29 to 562 code for a protein of 177 amino acids. Gene Ontology annotation, biological process: cilium assembly. The transcript has 6 exons.